Molecule: messenger RNA, 4035 nt
Organism: Spirodela intermedia
Lineage: Eukaryota; Viridiplantae; Streptophyta; Magnoliopsida; Alismatales; Araceae
Source: the annotation of a GenBank genome assembly
AUGGCGGGAGGCGGGAAGCAGCAGGCGUCCUCCUCCUCCGUCUUCUCGAUCCGGUACCCCCGUGCUGCAUCCUCCAUUCCAAUGGCGAAAGUCCUCGCCUUCUUUGUCGUGCUCGCCGUCUCUUCCCUCUGCUUCUUCUUCUUCCCCUUCGCGUCCUCGUCCUCCCGCUGUUCGCCUGAUCUGAACCAUGGGAACCCUUUCGAAGUUCCAUUCCCGGUGGCUCGCGGCUCUAGUGUCGAGAUCCCUGGGGAUACUCCUCCAGUGUACUCAUUUGUGGCCUCGCUCGAGAAAUUUCUCGCAUCUGGUCCCGAGGCAUAUGGGGGUUCCCUAGAUCUGAGCCGCGAGGGAGGGGGAGCUGCUUCGGAGGAGGCUCUGGAUGACGCGAUCUGGUCGAGAGAUGCUGGAAAAAUGUAUGGGGGGGAUCCCUUGGGGCAUUGGUCUGCAUUGUCGGUGGUUAGGGUCUAUGUAUAUGAGAUGCCGGCCAAGUUCACCUACGACCUGUUGAGGCUUUUUCAAAGUACGUAUAAGGAGACGGUGAACCUCACGUCCAACGGAAGCCCUGUCCACCGCCUGAUCGAACAGGUGACCUCCGUUCUAUCGUAUCAACCGUACCUCAUGAAUUGAUGGAAUAUGGCCGAAUGCUAUCAUAUGAGCAUCUUAAGCUGGCCUUUUUUUUAGAGCAUCCUUGUCUUACGAUUUCCACUGUAAUCACAAAUCUACUGCGGUAACUAAGCGUAUCAACCUAACCUAAACUCUAUUCUACUGGAUAAGCACGCCAACUUAAUAAUUUGUUGUCACUGGAUUUUUAUUGAAAGGUACAGAUUUCCAUCCCAUUCCUGUAAUUUGCACGCCUGUUAUUCUUGGUCAUUUUGAUUUUCUUUUCGUGUCCUGGUUUGGGAUGCGGGCUUCUCAAUGAGCUUCUUACUUGUAUUUUUCAGCAUUCUGUUGACUACUGGCUAUGGGCAGAUUUGAUCUCUCCAGCGUCCAGGAGGCUACUAAAAAGUGUUGUACGCGUUCAUCAGCAAGAGGAGGCUGACCUGUUCUACAUACCAUUUUUCACAACAAUCAGCUAUUUCUUGCUUGAAAGAAAGGAAUGCAAGGCACUUUACAGGGUGCGGGAGCAACCCCAAGGUUUAAAUUUUAGAUGAUAUUGACCUCAUCCAUGUUUGACAAGAAUUUGUUGAUCUGAGAGAAACAUGUAAAAUGUUCCGCAGGAGGAAAAAAAUAGUGCUCUACAUCUCAGUUUAUCUUUAUUUAUUUAUUUAUUUUAAUUUAGCCGCUUUUUUUUUCGACUUGUAGUCAAUAUAUCUACUGAUAUAAAUCAUUUCAUGUGUAUCUACUGAUUCCAUGAGGUAGACAUGAAAUGGUUUGAUUAAACUGUGGACAUCGAAUGCUGAUGCUAGCUUAAUGCAUCGUCUAGGACUAGUCGUUUUCUUUUACUUGAGAUGUGUACAAGCCAUUAUUUUCUUAAGAUUAUUUAUGCCAAUUUAACCUUCAAAUCUUAGUGGUGUCUGUAAGCUAAUAGAGUUGUCACACAUGCAUUGCGCGUAUGGAACACGAAACAUUGCUUGAGGAGAUUAUUCAGUCAAAAUGCCAAAUGCCAUGCAUGCCACUCUAUCACUGGUAUCCAAUUUAGAUUCGUGAACCUACAUAUUCAGGAGUAAACAAGGAAUUUCAUGCGGUUUAGCUUCCCUUAAAAUGUAAAACUGGAGCUUACCCUGAAUUUUGAGGGGGUUGCUGUUUUCUCUCGUAGGUUUUAAACAGUGAACUUCUGAUUUUUGUACCACACAUGUGUACUGUGAUUUGCCAAAUCUUUUUGGAAGUAUGUUCUCCCCACAUGUGUCCUUAGUGAUAUUUCUGUUCAUGUCUAAACUUAAACUGAUUCCCCAACUAUUUAGAAAGCUGAGACCACCCACAUCCAGACAAAAUAUGAGGUGAAGAUGUUAUUCAGUUUGUCCUUUCUGUCUUCCAGGAAUCAGGACAUCAAUAAUGAUUAGCUUUGAAUGUUGUUUAGGCUAAAAGGAAAUGUUGUCUGGACAGUGAUGUUGACCACUGAGAAAUGUGUUACUAGCAAAAUCUGGUCAAACUGUUUUCCUUUGACUUUCCAUUGAUCGGUUGACACAGCUAAGGAGAUGUGGCAAGUAAAAUGCUGCAGAAUUGCUUUUUCUGAACUUCCGACUUGCUCCUUCCCAAUGAUACAAUUUCAUCGACUUGGUUCUAUUAUUCUGGCGCAUCUGAAACCUUGGCUACUGCAGAAAUUAUUCAGUCCUGGUUGCAUUAUUUUGUUAUUUAUGGCUUCCUAGUAUGUUGUUGUAGUUAGCAUGGAUGGAUAAGGAUGACAUUCUAUGGAUCUUAUUGUUGAACUUCUGCGAAACAGGAGGCUUUGCAGUGGGUUACUGAUCAACCUGCCUGGAAAAGGUCAGGGGGAAGGGAUCACAUACUUCCAGUUCAUCAUCCUUGGUCUUUCAAGUCUGUCCGCAGAUUCAUGAAGAAGGCGAUUUGGCUUCUUCCCGAUAUGGACUCCACUGGAAAUUGGUCGUGCUUUUUUUGACAAUCAUUGAAUAUAGCUUUCAUCUCUCUGUGAGCACAAGCCUCGUAGCAAAUAGUGCAUGAUUGACAGACUCUAAAAUGUGCAGGUACAAGCCUGGAGAAGUGUGGCUCGAGAAAGACGUUAUUCUUCCAUAUGUGCCGAACGUUGAAGUUUGUGAUGCGCAGUGUUUAUUAGACAGCCAAUCUCAAAGAAGUAUCUUUCUGUUCUUCAGGGGGAGACUUAAAAGGAACGCUGUAAGAAUGUUCUUUUGCAUCAUUCUUCCGAGAAACUUUGACUUGUUAGAUUUUUGUAUGCUUAGUGUGAUUUAUUUCCUGUUCAGGGAGGGAAGAUCCGCAGCAAACUUGGGGCGGGACUUACUGGUGCCGAGGGUGUUGUAGUAGAAGAGGGGAGUGCAGGAGAAGCUGGGAAGGCAGCUGCCCAGAAUGGAAUGCGCAGGUAGAUAACGCCACGCAAUCCUUUGCCUAACUGCUGUAUAUAUGUAAUACUCUUGGGGGAUCUAACUUCAAUUUUUUCUUUGGUUUUAGAUCCAUCUUUUGCUUGAGCCCCGCAGGGGACACCCCAUCAUCUGCCAGACUCUUUGACGCAAUUGUCAGUGGAUGUAUUCCUGUAAUAGUUAGUGACGAGCUGGAGCUCCCCUUUGAAGGAAUUCUAGAUUACAGAAAGGUAUGGGAUUUGAUCUGCUCAUUGGAAGUGAACUUUGAUCAUAUUGGUUUCUAGUGUGUUUUUUUCUUUGCGGCAUUGAUGUCUCAACGGUGGUAAUAAUAUUCAUCAUAUUACCAUUUUCAUCAUUCUACAACGAUGAUUGGGUAGGAUGUAAGCCAGGUCAACGCUUGAUGGCGUGGGAGAACCGCUCAAUUCUCUCUCAGAUGAACAGCUUUUUUAUAACUUAUGGUCCCCAUUCCUGGCUGCCUCAAUUAUCCUCCUACUUGCAGAUAGCUCUGUUUGUUUCUUCAAGUGAUGCGAUAGCCCCUGGCUGGCUUGUCUCGUUCCUCAAGGGCGUUGACCCCAGAAAGAUCAAGGAGAUGCAGGUCAACCUUGCGAAGGUGAUUGGACCCAGUCAACGAUGUGGAUGCCAUAAGCUGCCAUCUGUUUCUGAUAACAGUUUCCGCUUCUGUGUCUGUAGUUCUCGAGGCAUUUUCUGUUUUCAAGUCCCUCUCAACCCCUUGGUCCGGAGGAUCUUACUUGGAGGAUGGUCAGUUCUCUGAUCCUCUCUCGAUUAUGCUAACAGUAGUAAUCUCCAGAAGCCAUUGGAGAUGAUCUCUCGUGAUUAGGGAAGCCUUUUCUGCACAUUUCCAUUAAUACCCAUUUCUUUCUUUCUAUUUUUUUUCCUUUGGGCAUGAAAGAUUGCUGGCAAAUUGGUCAACAUCAAGCUGCACACCAGGCGAUCACAGCGUGUGGUCAACGAAUCGAGGAGGCUAUGCACGUGCGAAUGCAGGCUUGGCAACAACACGGCGGCGGCGCCUGCGCUGCCCUUCACACGGUAG